UUUUGCAGCUCUUUUACGUGUAGCAAUCAUGAUUUAUAAGAAAAAAGAUAUUGUAAAUUUCAUUGAUGAUUUAGGAUUGAUUUGGAGGACAUCUGACAGAAACAAUCAGCAAAUUGAGAAGAAAAGACGGCUCGUGAAACAAUUAAAAUUUUGGCAAACAAUGUAUUACUGGAUCGAUAUAUCUGGCUCCUGGGAAUAUGUUUUCGCGCCAUUAGUGUCAACAAUCAUAAGGAUUUUUAUAUUAAAACAGAACUUUACAUUUGCACUACCAGUUGGUUGUGUUUAUCCAUUCGAUCCUACUUCUAAUUGGUUUAAAUAUUUAGCCACGUAUACAUUCCAAGCUAUUAACGUUCUUCGUUACUCAUGGUUUUAUAUAGGCAUUGAAUACAUGAUGGUAAGUUUAUGCGCCAACCUAGCUAUAGAAUUUUCUAUAUUACGUGAAGAUUUACUUCGGGUUAUACCACGAGCGAAUUCAGAGUCACAUUCUACGGAAACGGAUUCAAGGGAUUCCGAAAGAAUUUUUAUUCAAGAUUUUGUACGUCGAGAUCAAAAGCUUAUAAGCUUGGCAGACAUAUUGGAUGAUGUGUUCAACAAGAUUGUUUUCGUUCAUAUCGUGAUCGUCACCAUUACAGUCGGAUUUUUCGCAUUCGCUACUACGGUGGGAACUGGUAUGGUAGGAAAAGCAAAUAAUAUCGUCGGAAGUGUAGCGAUAUUGUCCACAGCUUAUGUCGUUUGUUAUUACGGUGAAAUGUUAAAAGAAGAGAGUUCCGGUAUAGCUGAUGCGGCGUAUGCUAGUCUAUGGACUAAAGGAGAUAUUCGAUAUCAGAAAAUUAUAUGCUUUAUAAUAACACGGUCGCAAAAGCCUUGCUGUCUGACAUCAUUGAAACGAGUGCCCGUUACUCUAAAUAUGUUUAGUAAGAUACUAAGUACAACAUGGUCUUAUUUUUCAUUAAUAACUACUAUUUACUCGAGUGAUGAUAAUGCAAACUGAGAUUACAAUACGUGCACGAUAACAUGAUAGCUAAUUUAGCUCUUCAUGUACACGAAAAUAAUAUUUUAUCUCUUCAUAGUGAACACUUACUAAAGUUAUUUUUAACAAUUCAGCUGCAGCUAUAUUUAU
Molecule: messenger RNA, 1120 nt
Organism: Papilio polytes (common Mormon)
Lineage: Eukaryota; Metazoa; Arthropoda; Insecta; Lepidoptera; Papilionidae
Product: odorant receptor 85b-like
Exons: 8
Coding region: 29-991 (320 amino acids)
Biological process (GO): sensory perception of smell; detection of chemical stimulus involved in sensory perception of smell
Cellular component (GO): plasma membrane
Molecular function (GO): odorant binding; olfactory receptor activity
Source: RefSeq, a predicted model, not a curated record